Messenger RNA from Physcomitrium patens, 2883 nucleotides. The record is from RefSeq and is a predicted model, not a curated record. Lineage: Eukaryota; Viridiplantae; Streptophyta; Bryopsida; Funariales; Funariaceae.
UUCCGAACAGAUUCGAGAAUGCAUCGGCUGAGAUCGAAGUUGGAGCCGCUAAAUUACACCAGCAGUGCUGUAACGACUCAGGUUACAGUAUUAGGAAGGAGCCGGAGUCUAAUUUAGCCGUGUAGAGGAAUUGUGGUAGUGCUUCCCGUGGUCUGAUCUCUUCAGCCAAGCGAUUGGAAAAGUUACCAAUGACGUGAGCAAUGCGCGAAAAGUUUGCAUGGGAGGAACGUCGCCGAGAGUUUCAUGCUGUUGAUAGCUGCCACUGAUCGUCCGCACAUCUGGAAUCUUUGAAGGGCGUGCUGAGGCACAUGGCCUUGUGCUCUGAACGCUUGGCAGCCGAGGGAUGUUUUGAAGCAACACUCAGCAUUCUCCUCUUAUUGAGGGGGAGCUAUUCCGGGCUGGUUCUGCUCCCUCUAUCGUUAUUCUUCAUUUCAUUAUUAGAUUUCCUUUCAGUUAUCUAGGAUUUCUCUUAGUCAUUGUGAAAUUUUUAAUUAAAUAACAUCAACUAAAGAAAACCUACCACGUCUAUAAUUGGAGUCUAUUACACAAUGAUUUAUAUAUAAAAAUAUUAAAGAUAAAGCAAACAUAAAAGCCUCCAAAAGAAUGAAUAGUUCAGGAAAAAUAGUGAACCCCUCAAGUAGGAUGAAGGAAGGACAACAGAUGAGUUUAAUGCUGGCAAUAUUAAAAAUAAAGAAUUGCAUUCAAGAUGGAUGUGUUUGUUUCGGAAGUUAUUUUUGUGGCAACUCGACGCUGUUGUUGGUCGGGGAUGCGGAGUGUAGUGCUUUGCUUGACUGUCAAUGAACUAACUGACUGGUUGAUGGCCCUCAGGAAAUUUAUAUAGAUAACGAUGAUAGACCUGUUGGCUGUGUAUGUUGUGAUUCCGAUGUCAGUAUCCCGUCAGUGUUGCCAUAAUUGAUUUCUCAUUUGUGGUCGUCUGGAGUUGUUUCGAAUCGGAUUCUGGAGCUCUUAGUUCAAGGUUGGUCUUCACGUUGUAAAGUUCAAGAGUGUAGUCAAUCCGUGGACUAACUGGGAAUUCUCUUUCGAACUUGUAGGCCGAAAACUUCUGAAAUCAAUUUCGACAGGUAUGUUUUUAUGAAUCUGUAAACCAGCUGGGAAUAGAAACAGGGGGAGUUAGGAUGUAGGAUGCUCAACUGGUGUUUGUGAAUGCGCCGACGAUGACUGUACCUGUGGACAUUCCGCGGCGUUGCGAGAGCUUGAGACAACCGUCUCAGCUUUCCAUCUCUCCUGCCGCUUCUUUCCCAUCCCGAGGCAGUUUCUUCCGUGCUCAGACCAUUAAAAAUGACCACUUACUCUUGCACUCCCCGAGUCAUGAUUUUGUGACCUCUGCAACAAAGCCACUCAUACAAUCGGAUGCGGAAAAAGAUGGAUAUGGUGAUCCUCGUGACGAGAAGAAACGAGGAGCGGGUGAUGACGGGGCGGCACUCUUACUGCAGACUCCAUCUCUGCCGCAUGAGGUCGUUCGCCAGUGCUGGAUUGCGGGGCCUAUGAUUUGCGUGAACCUUUUGCAAUACUCCAUUACCGUCUUGUCUGUCAUGUUUGUCGGUCAUCUUGGAGAGCUGGAACUAGCAAGCGCUUCUAUUGCUAAUUCUGUCGCUGGCGUCAUGGGCUAUUAUGUAUUGCUGGGAAUGGGGAGUGCGCUAGAAACGCUGUGUGGACAAGCACACGGGGCAGCUCAGUAUCAUAUGUUGGGAGUGUACCUCCAGAGAGCGUUUCUCGUGUUAUUCACAACCUGCAUUCCCCUUUCAUUAGUGUUUUUAUACAUGGAAAACAUUCUAUGUGUAGUUGGUCAAGACCCUGAAAUUGCGAAAAAGGCAGGGGAAUAUGCCUUGUACCUCCUCCCGAGCCUGUUUGGCUAUGCUCUUAUGCAGCCUGUGGUGAAAUUCCUACAGACGCAGAGUAUCAUUCUUCCAAUGGUGCUUUGCUCUGUCGCAACACUGACUCUACAUGCCAGUAUUCUUUACAUAUUUAUUUAUACUCUGGGAUUGGGGUUCCGUGGGGCAGCUAUUGCGACGAGUUUGUCGAUCUGGGUCAAUGCGAUUCUACUUAUCUUGUACGUGAAGCUCUCAGGGGCGUGCGAGAAAACAUGGAAGACAUUCUCUAGGGAAGCUUUCAAUCACCUCCACGAGUUUCUUAGACUCGCUAUUCCUUCAUGUGUCAUGAUAUGUUUGGAGUAUUGGUGUUUCGAGAUACUCGUGAUGGCAGCCGGUCUUUUACCAAAUCCCCAACUUGAGCUCUCUAGUCUUUCAGUCUGUUUGAGCACAAUUACAUUAAAUUAUAUGAUACCUUUUGGACUUAGUGCUGCUGCAAGGUGUUGUGAGAGGUUGCGGCAUUCAGGGGUUGGGAGCCAUGAUCAACUUGUGGACUUUUUAUGGCGUUGGAGUUCCAACUGGUUUAAUUCUUGCUUUUUAUUUCAAGUUCGCUGGCAGAGGUCUUAUCAUAGGAUUGCUCUGUGGAUUGGGAACACAGAUGCUUACUCUCUUCAUUGUUAUAUUCCAAAUUGAUUGGAACAAGCAGAUUGAGGUUGCAUCUGGACGCCUGAAAUAUGCCAAGUUAGAUACCAAUGAAAAAGCUAUAAAUGACAUCAUGUAAGCUUACGUAUGUUUCAAAUUUUGUUCGACAGAAAUAUUAGUGUGUAACUUAUUAUGUGUAAAACACAUGAAUUCCAAUCAGUUUUACUACUAAGUAGACCAUCUUCGUGAGAACUGAACUUAUUUUCUAAAUAUUCCUUGGGAAAAGUCUCAUUAUUCCUCCUUUCUAUGGUAAUCAACUAUCUAUAGUCAGUAUUCUUUUAAUUCUCAACAAUUGUACCUUAAAUUAUUUUUGUUACUUUUGCAUAUGAAAUACAUAUCCAAUUCAAUGUCA